AUGCAAAAUCUCAUUUUCUUCAUUAUUUCCUUUUGGCAUCCUUUUAUAUAUAACAGCUUAGGCAUUAACCAGUUCGUUGUAUCUUGGGUGGUUUCACUUCAACCAAAUUGUUCUCGAAAAUUAUCAGAUAAUAAUUUAUCUGAGAACAUUGUAGACAUAUUAAACAUAAUAGAUUAUAACAAUAAUGAUGAAGGUAAGAUUGAGCAAUUAGAGAAUAACAACUAUGAAACUAGAUUGAAAAAUGAGUGGAGACAACUGGAAAACGAUGAAAAUAUGGAUUGGCUCACCAUUACACUAAAAACAUAUGAAUCCUUCGUUGGAAAAAAGAGUGGAGCAACACCUGAUAGUGAAACCAAGCAUAAAAGAUGGUGUAAUAUUGUAGAAGCGUUGGAUUAUUUCCGUAAAGCUAAAAAUGAGGAACAUCGAGCAGGAUUGGAAUUUUUUUUAGAUGCAUUAAAUGAUAAAAUACGGGAAGGAGAUAUUGAAGAUUUAAAUUUGGAGGUGGAGAAAGCUUGGAACCAUUUAAAAAUGGCAAAAGUUAAAGAAGAUAAUGAAUUUCGAAUUUAUCAAUUAGUUACAUGGAAAUAUUGGAAACAAGCAGAAAAUGUCGAAUCCGCUAGAAAUAAGAGUCAAUAA
This is a messenger RNA of Plasmodium fragile, 636 nucleotides long. RefSeq lists its product as uncharacterized. Lineage: Eukaryota; Apicomplexa; Aconoidasida; Haemosporida; Plasmodiidae. The transcript has a single exon. Bases 1 to 636 code for a protein of 211 amino acids. The record is from RefSeq and is a predicted model, not a curated record.